GGGGCGCCUCUCGUCAGGCUGCCGCAGGCUGGGGAGUGCCAGGGGGUGGGACUAGGCCAGACUGUAGAUGUGGCUCUGUACAAAAUCCCCACCCGAGCUGCCACCAUCCUCCCUCUCUGAGUCCCGAGGAGCCCGGCGCAGCCUGUGCCUUGCCCCAGUUUCCUUUCAAGAUGUCCACAGUUCAUGAAAUUCUAGGCAAGCUCAGCCUUGAGGGAGAUCAUUCUCUUCCUCCGAGCGCAUAUGCCACUGUCAAGGCGUAUGCCAACUUUGAUGCUGACAGAGAUGCUGCAGCCAUUGAAACAGCCAUCAAGACCAAAGGUGUGGAUGAACUCACCAUCAUCAACAUUUUGACAAACCGCAGCAAUGAACAGAGGCAGGAUAUCGCCUUUGCCUAUCAGAGAAGAACUAAAAAGGAACUUCCUGCAGCACUGAAGGCAGCUCUCUCAGGUCACCUGGAGGCAGUGAUUUUGGGCCUGUUGAAGACACCGGCUCAGUAUGAUGCUUCUGAACUGAAAGCUGCCAUGAAGGGUUUGGGGACUGAUGAAGAUACUCUCAUUGAGAUCAUCUGCUCCAGGACAAACCAGGAGCUUUGUGAAAUUAACAAAGUCUACAGGGAAAUGUACAAGACAGAACUGGAAAAGGACAUUGUGUCUGACACCUCUGGUGACUUCCGCAAGCUGAUGGUUUCCCUGGCAAAGGGUAAAAGGUCUGAGGACACUUCUGUGAUUGAUUAUGAGCUGAUUGACAUAGAUGCUAGGGACCUCUAUGAUGCUGGUGUGAAGAGGAAGGGAACUGAUGUUCCUAAGUGGAUUAAUAUUAUGACUGAAAGGAGCAUUCCCCACCUCCAGAAAGUGUUUGAGAGGUACAAGAGCUACAGCCCUUAUGAUAUGUUGGAGAGCAUCAAGAAGGAGGUCAAGGGAGACCUGGAAGUUGCCUUCAUUAAUCUUGUCCAGUGUAUUCAGAACAAGCAGUUGUAUUUUGCUGACCGAUUGUACGACUCCAUGAAGGGCAAAGGAACCCGUGAUAAGAUCCUGAUCAGGAUUAUGGUCUCCCGCUCGGAGGUUGAUAUGCUGAAAAUUAAGAGUGAAUUCAAGAGGAAAUAUGGAAAAUCCCUCUAUUAUUUCAUCCAGCAAGAUACAAAGGGUGACUACCAGAGGGCACUGCUGAACCUGUGUGGAGGAGAGGAUUGAAAACUGUGACCAAAGAAAUCCAUGUCCACAGAUGUGCUUUUCUGCUCUUCAUCUUCCUGUAAUCCUCGAAAUCUUGUAAUCCUCAACUUGCCUAGCUAACUUGAAUUUGCCUCUGUAUUUGCAAGACUGAUGGUAUUGUUUGCUUUCUUGUACUUCUCUAGAUGACAGCGCAUUGCUUGGCUUUACCAAAGUUCUUAUAAGCAAAAGGCCAGAGAAGUGACCAUUCCAAGGAUAAAGAGUUGAAAUGUGUUUGUGAAAUACUCUGCCUUCUUAUUAUACAGUUUCUGUUAAAAUACAAAUAAAACUGAAUUUUUACUUUAAGAAAACA
Molecule: messenger RNA, 1518 nt
Organism: Mauremys mutica (yellowpond turtle)
Lineage: Eukaryota; Metazoa; Chordata; Testudines; Geoemydidae
Gene: ANXA2
Product: annexin A2
Exons: 13
Coding region: 171-1190 (339 amino acids)
Cellular component (GO): cytoplasm
Molecular function (GO): calcium-dependent phospholipid binding; cytoskeletal protein binding; calcium ion binding
Source: RefSeq, a predicted model, not a curated record